Messenger RNA from Hemicordylus capensis (graceful crag lizard), 1718 nucleotides. It is a transcript of the gene COQ9, whose product is annotated as coenzyme Q9. Gene Ontology annotation, molecular function: lipid binding. The transcript is spliced from 9 exons. The coding region runs from base 75 to 1025 and encodes 316 amino acids. NCBI's taxonomy places the organism in Eukaryota, Metazoa, Chordata, Lepidosauria, Squamata, Cordylidae. The record is from RefSeq and is a predicted model, not a curated record. Gene Ontology annotation, biological process: ubiquinone biosynthetic process. Gene Ontology annotation, cellular component: mitochondrial inner membrane.
CACCAAAGAUGGCGGCCGCGGCAAGACGGGCCUGGCUGCUGGAGGCGUCGGCACCACCCUGACCCGCAUCAAAGAUGGCGGCGGCCGCAGCGGCGAGUCUGAGGCGAGCGAGCUGGCGGCUGCUGCGCUGCCAGGCGGUUGUCAGACACCGGCUGUAUCCAGCUCAGCAUGCCGUCCACACUGCAGCUGUGCUGCAGAGAGCUUCAGAAGAGCAGAAGCAGCCGCCACCACAGUCUUCCAGCCAGGAGCAUGUGGAGUCUCCACCUGUGGGUGAGCAGCAUGAUCAAGAGCAUCCACACUCACGCCCCAGUUACACUGAUCAGGGAGGUGAAGAAUCCGAGGGCUAUGAGAGUGAGGAGCAGCUGCAGAAUCGGAUCCUGACUGCAGCCCUGGAGUUUGUGCCUACUCAUGGCUGGACAUCAGAUGCUAUUGCUGAGGGAGCCAAGUCACUGGGUCUCUCUGUUGCUGCCGCGGGGCUGUUUCACAAUGAUGGCAGUGAACUGAUCCUGCACUUUGUGUCGCAGUGUAACACUAAGCUCUCUGAACUUCUCGAGGAACAGCACAAACUGGUGCAGCUGGGCCAGGCAGAGAAGAAGAAGACUGACCAGUUUCUAAGGGAUGCUGUAGAGACCAGACUGAGGAUGCUGAUUCCAUAUAUUGAAAAAUGGCCCCAGGCUAUUAGUAUGUUGUUGAUGCCACACAAUAUCCCAGCCAGCCUCAACCUCCUGACGAGCAUGGUGGAUGACAUGUGGCAUUACGCUGGAGACCAAUCCACCGAUAUAAACUGGUAUACUCGUCGGGCAGUGCUGACUGGCAUUUACAACACUACAGAGCUGGUGAUGAUUCAGGACUCCUCUCCCGACUUUGAGGAGACCUGGACCUUCCUAGAAAACCGAAUGGCUGAUGCCAUGAACAUGGGACACACAGCUAAGCAGGUGCAAGCAACCGGAGAAGCCCUUGUCCAGGGACUCGUGGGUGCUGCUGUUACUCUAAAGAAUCUCACAGGACUGAGCCAACGCCGAUGAGGAGGGAGAGUGUGAGCCUCUUUCGCAAGACUCAUGAAGAAAUGGAGCAUGGUGUCCAGGAAUCCCGCCACAAGAACUCUAAGCUUUAGUACACGCAGAGGUCAUCAGCAUGGAUUUGGAAAGAAUGUCAAAGCUGGGGGUUUUGCUGGUUGCCAUUUACCUUUACCCACUCAGCAUAAAGUAAUGAGCAGGGUCCAUUGUUUUGUUUUGUUUUAAAAUUGUAAAUGAAUAUUGGCAGUAGCAGCUUGUCCUAAGGAGCUGGGGGAGGGGUGCGCACGUGUGCCAAAGAUGUGUCUCCUCCCCGCACUGUGGUGCCCUAGUAUGAGCUGCUACUAAAUGUUGGUAAAUUUUUGGAGCCCAGAAUGUCUUGUUUUCACACUCCCACAUAGCACACACCAUUUGGGUCUUUAGCCCAAAGAGAAAGACUUGGAGGUCAUUGGUGGAAAUGGCUUGCUCUGUGUGUCUGUAUUAGAAGUCUGUAUCGGUGCAGGCUCCUGGUGGGAUUGUCUCCUCUCUAGUCUCAGUUCUUUUCCAGGACGAAUGAUGUCAAAGGUGGCAAGCAUCCGCUCAGAGAUCAGCCCCCUAACGAUGGCUUCCCGGUGACCAUAUAUUCACAGCACUCUUGUGAACCUGCAACUUCCUCUGCUCCUGGAUAUUAACAGGCCUGUGCAUUAAUAAAACCCUUGAAAUGGC